AUGCCAAAACGAAUCGUUUUGGGUCUAAUACCUAAUGACGCCCCCAAUGGCACUAGUACUAAAAACCCGUUCAAUUUCAAAAACUGCAAAGUCAAAAGAUUGGAUGUCACCAUCAACGGAGAAACCAUCAGUACCCGACCCUAUGAGCCGGAUUUCGAGAACGACUUGUAUCUCAGAUCUUACUUGAGUCUGUAUCAAGGGUUGGGAAAAUUCGGUGCCGAUUGGGCCCCAGGAAUUACUUACGACGAGUAUAAAGACGGCUACACCUUGUGGUGUAUAGAUUUCACCAAAGAUCAGGAGGCACAGCUAGACAAGUUUUAUCUGAUUGAAACAGGAAAUUUGAGAAUCGAAAUUCAAUUUGCAGAAAACACGGCAGAAACUCUGAAUUGUUUAGUCUACGCUGAAUUUGAUAACUUGCUAGAAAUCAACAAACAAAGAGAAGUCAGCACUGACUUUUAA
Messenger RNA from Magallana angulata, 459 nucleotides. RefSeq lists its product as uncharacterized. The record is from RefSeq and is a predicted model, not a curated record. The transcript has a single exon. The coding region runs from base 1 to 459 and encodes 152 amino acids. NCBI's taxonomy places the organism in Eukaryota, Metazoa, Mollusca, Bivalvia, Ostreida, Ostreidae.